This is a messenger RNA of Drosophila persimilis, 576 nucleotides long. RefSeq lists its product as uncharacterized. The record is from RefSeq and is a predicted model, not a curated record. The transcript has 2 exons. Bases 13 to 564 code for a protein of 183 amino acids. NCBI's taxonomy places the organism in Eukaryota, Metazoa, Arthropoda, Insecta, Diptera, Drosophilidae.
CAAAUAUUUGCCAUGAAUAAAGAAGUAAUCUCUGAGAUGGACGAUUUUGAGUCGGUGACGUGCCGCAGGCGUUGCGAUGAGCUAAAGGUGUUCGAGAGCAAGACUCGCGUUAUCUGGCCGGCCCCAGAUAAACGGUCUGAGUCCGGCAAGAAGCUGGUCAACAUAGUCGUUGAAAAUUCAAAUAAUAUGUCUCCUAAGAAUCAGAAACCUAGAUUCACUUGGCAUUGUACUUCCCACGGAACUUACCAGCGCAAGCUGGUCAACGAUGACGGAACACUGGAAACACUGGAAACACUGGAAACACUGGAAACACUGGAAACUGUUGGUCCCCGACCGGGCUUGGCAUCCAAGGAUCAGGUAUCUUUGAUGAAUUCCAAUCCGAGUGCCAUAAAUCUGACCUCCCAAAUGCCGGAGGAAGAAUUGCUGCAGAAUGCUACAAAAUCUGAAAAGGGCACGGCUCUGUCGGCCAAAAAGUCCACUUCUAAAUUGUUGAAAUCGUUUAAGAAUUAUGUCAAAGAAAAUCUGAUGUUCCAAAGCUGUGCCAAUCAGACAUUUACCGAUUAAAACACAAGUGAA